CUCAAAAGCAACGCUAUUUGUGAUCACAGUUAGCCAUACAGAACGGGGAAACAUUACUCCUGAUGAGCCACGUGCGGUAUCUUUUAUACUUAAGUGAACGCCUACUACCCAAUUGAAGAAAGUCAUAUCUUUAAUCUACCUGACCGCGUCCGCACCCGUUGGUUUUUACAAACGUCAAGAUACACGCAUAUGCCUCUCAAAGUUGAAAAGAAGGAUCUCACUGGUUUGACAGUACUGAUCACUGGUGCUAACGUUGGCAUUGGUUUGGAAACCGCAAGAAUGCUAUGCGAAAUGGGCGCUCUCGUAACCAUUGCUUGUCGAAAUGCUCAGAAGGCCGAAGCUGCUGCUGAAGACAUCGAGAAGACAACAGGAAAUAGACCUGAGGUAGCAUCGCUUGAACUGAGUACACUCGAAACUACGGCUACUUUCGUGAACGAAUACAUAGCAAAGCACCAGCGGCUGGACAUUUUAAUUAACAAUGCAGGUGCCUUUACGACAGAGAAGCCGCAAGAUGGAUUGACGCAAGAUGGCUUUGAAAUAGACUUUCAAAUCAACCAUCUUUCUCACUUUCUCUUGACCAUUCGCUUAUUACCUUUGAUUAAAUACGCUACUCAAAACAAAAUCAAUGGCUUCACACCGCGAAUCCUCAUCGUCGGCUCUAACGCAGCACAGGCCGGAAAGAUCGAUUACAGCUAUCUCCAAAAUGCAGACAACAUACCUUUUAUUUUCAACCGAUACGCAAAUUCGAAAUUGAUGAACGCUAUGUUUGCUAAAAAGCUUGGUGACAACUUAAAAGAUGAUGGCAUCGUUGCUCAUGUUAUACACCCUGGAUUUGUGGCGUCAGAUAUUUACGCAAAGCCGGAUUAUAAGCUUCCAAAGUUUCUAAUUAGUGGAAUGGGUUUUCUUGUCAAGGCAACUGCACGCAGUAACGUUCAAGGUGCAAUGACUAGUGUGCAUGUAGCGAUUUCGGACGAUGCUGCAAAGUCAAGUGGCAAAUACUGGGAUUCUUGCAAGAUAGCCGCUUACCCAAACAAAUCAAUCAAUGACGAUAGCAUUGUGAACGAACUUUGGAAUAAAUCUGAGCAAUACUUGCAGGAGAAAGGCUUUGAUGUUUAAUACCAGCAAUUCUGUCACAUAUGCUAUCACUCAGUG
This is a messenger RNA of Umbelopsis ramanniana AG, 1152 nucleotides long. RefSeq lists its product as uncharacterized. Bases 190 to 1116 code for a protein of 308 amino acids. The record is from RefSeq and is a predicted model, not a curated record. NCBI's taxonomy places the organism in Eukaryota, Fungi, Mucoromycota, Umbelopsidomycetes, Umbelopsidales, Umbelopsidaceae. The transcript is spliced from 4 exons.